AUGGGGGGUGAUCACAAGUGUCCGCUAUGUUCGGCAACUUUCACCAGACCUCAACAUGUCGGCAGACAUUUGAGAGCACAUACAGGUGAUAGACCGUACGAAUGCAAAGAAUGUCCAUUACGUUUUGCCCGAAGUGAUUUACUAUCUCGCCAUGUCAACAAAGCUCAUAAACCUCCAGAUGAGAAUGCACCACAGGAUAAGAAGACUACGAAGAAAGGUAGACGGAAAUCAUUCCCUGCGUCCGCAACAAGUAAACAGACUGUCAAUGAGAAUGAUAACAAUGGUGAACAAUCUACACCACAAGGGCAAGCACAGCAACCGAUUGGUAGUCAACAGAGAGAAAAACCUAGAAGUGCAAGUUUCAAUCAACAACCUCAACUUCAAGCUCAAAGGAUGUAUCCACAUCAUCCAUUAUUGGGUGGAUCAGCCGCUACGAUAACGGAUCAGAACUCAUAUCAAACGCAACCUCAGGCUCAAACUUGGAGCAACAACCCUUCUCAAGCUUAUGCAACUACAGCAGGAAUGACAAAUUUCUCUUCUUCACCUUAUAGUCAAACUUUUGUCAAUCCAUCAGCAGCAGCAACAACAACAACAGGAACAGGUAACCCAAAUGCUAUUCUGGGCAAUCCAUCUUACACAAAUAUGAACGUUAAUGUCCCAAUGUUCGACACUCCUUUUACUGCCGCUCCAAUGAGAAUGACUGGCUCAGAACAAGGUUACUCUUCAAUAGGUCAAGUCCCAGUAAACAAUAAUAACGGAGUAUUGUAUGAAUGGGGUUUCAAGAAGAGAGCUUGUGAUCAAUGUAAUCAUUCGAAAGUUCGGUGUGACUUUGCCGAUCCUUGCCUACGAUGCGCACAUCGUAAUAUCAAGUGCUCAUACAACAAGCCUCAAAGAUCUCGGACUAUCGGGUAUCCGCUUGUUCCAAGUCAAAGUACUGCUUCGCCAAAGAUGACUACAGGUGUCAGUCCACAAACCAGUAAUCCUAUCUCGACUUCGCCUCAGUCUCAAUUCUCUUCUCCCCAUUCGAACAGUAGUCCUAUCGCACCUACUCAGCCUUUGACUUAUCAGGCUCCAAGACACAACUCUGUGUCUUCUUACCCGGCCCACGUAUCAGUGCCUUCCGCGAACGUUCCUUUACGACAAUGGGGUAGUUAUUCUCACAUUCCCGGAGCACAGCCUCAUCUAUCCACAAACUCCUGGCAACCUAUACAGAGUGAUUUGGGACAAGGACCAUAUUCCCAUGUUCCUGCUGGAACAGCGCCAGGUAGCAUCACUGGUCAAAUCCAACAAUCUCCCGCCGCCAUCAAUACCUCUCUACAAUCAAUGCCGUCCUAUCAUACCUCUGCUCAAACGCAAGGUCAAGGGCAAGCUCAGAACGAUUCACCUCAACAAGGCUUUGCGCCGACUCCAUCUUUGACUAACAACACUAUCAGUCCGCCAGAUAUUGACGAGCCUUUUGAGAGAAGAAGCAGCUAUACUGGAACGACAGAUCAUGUUUUACCUGGACAAGAAUGGCAAGACCAGUCCAAAUCGUAUAAGACUUCCAAUACAGCACCUACCCUUCGAACAUAUGAUAGUGAUCCAACAUUCGUCGUACCCGCCGAUUCGUCCCCUCUGCAUAUCUCACCUACUCAACCGCAAACCUUGUUUAACGACUCUCCGUUUGUUGGUGGAUAUAACAUGCAAUGGCCAGCGUCAACAGCAACAGCGACUGGCAUGGAACAAUCUUGGCAGAGUCGUCGAGAUAUGACCUCUGACGAAGAUAACGCUUCUGCACUGAGUUCAUCUACCAAUUCAGCUUUCUUAGAGCUUAACGACGCUCAAUUCAACCCAUUACAACAGCAUCAAAGAAGACGAUCAAGCGCUGGACAAUGGGCGAGUGCGUUAGCGCAAAUGUCAAUACAAGAUCCAUCAGGAAGUACUGAACAGUCCAUCAUCCCUCUUCCUGAGCCAUUUGCAAACACCCACAACAUCGGUGUUGAUCUUAAUUCAGCCAGUCAACAAGGAUCAUCUCGAAGGCCUACUUUCCCAACUUUGACAGGAGUGACCGAAGAACCCGACUUGGAAUCUCAACCUAUGCCAAGCUUGUCAGACGUUAAAGAUCUUUGGCGACUAUUCAUGACUGAACCCAUGGCUGGACUUACUCCACUUGGCGAGAAACAUAACGAUCUGGAAUUAAACACCAAUAGUGGUAUUCCCAACGGUCCUCUAAUCACUCCCAGACCAGGAUUAGGUAAACGUUCAUUGAGUAAAUCCAAUUCCAUGCCAGACUUGCAAUCUCCAAUCAUCAAUGGCCCCACGUUCUUCAACACUUUCCUCAAUGGAAUAACACCGAAACCUACCGAUCCUCAAAAUUCUUAUAUUCCGAACCAACAACCUGCCGCUGGAGGUCAUUCAAGUGCAAACGACAGUGGUGAUAUGAGGAAAUGGAAUAAGGAGAUACAACAAAGACAGUCAUCUUUCUCAUUACAAGGUCAACCUUAUAAGAUUGGUGGAAACAAGUCAAAUUCUCAGCAAUUCGCGGGCGGUUAUCAGAAUGCAAUAAAUUCAAUGGCUCCUCCUUCCAUGAAUAUCCAUCCGCAGGCGCAAUCCAAUGAAAACGUAAAUGCAAAUGCGAAUAGGGAUACGAACCAGAGGAUGAGACCGUUGCCAAGUGUAGUUCAGAGGUCAUCUGCAUUAGAGCAAACUCUUGCACCUGAAAGGAUACCUUCAUUCGGUGUUCCACAAGCUUUAUAUGAUAAUCAAUCUCCAGCUUCGACUUCGCUUACUUCCGCUUACAAUCAGAAUCAUUAUUCGACGAUACCUCCUGCACCCGCUCCUUCGAUUUCGAAAAGUAAAUUAAGUGGAGUUCCACCUCAUAUGGCCAGACCUGGAAAUAAAAGAUUAGCAAGUCAAACUUUAAUGGGCGAUAAUGAGAAGAAAGCUACUUUUGCUUUAUAUGAUGAAGAUGAUUCUUCGACAGAUAUCAAUAUAAUACCCUCUCAGCCUUAUUCUCACAAACAAACACAACAACCUCAACCUCAACCUCAACUUCAAAGUCAAAGUCAAAAUCAAAGUCAAGCGAAUUCAAUGUUUUAUCCUAAUUGGAGUUUGAAUCCUCAGAAUCAGCUACAUACCCAGCCUCCUGUAGAUGUCCGAAGGGGAUAA
This is a messenger RNA of Kwoniella shivajii, 3147 nucleotides long. RefSeq lists its product as uncharacterized. Lineage: Eukaryota; Fungi; Basidiomycota; Tremellomycetes; Tremellales; Cryptococcaceae. The record is from RefSeq and is a predicted model, not a curated record. The coding region runs from base 1 to 3147 and encodes 1048 amino acids. Gene Ontology annotation, molecular function: DNA-binding transcription factor activity, RNA polymerase II-specific; zinc ion binding. Gene Ontology annotation, biological process: regulation of DNA-templated transcription. The transcript is spliced from 4 exons.